Molecule: messenger RNA, 357 nt
Organism: Saccharomyces eubayanus
Lineage: Eukaryota; Fungi; Ascomycota; Saccharomycetes; Saccharomycetales; Saccharomycetaceae
Exons: 1
Coding region: 1-357 (118 amino acids)
Source: RefSeq, a predicted model, not a curated record
AUGUCCACGCCGUUCCAAGACUUUAAGACGUUCUGCAAUAAAGUGGGCUUGGACUUCCAAUGGGCUAAUACACAGUCCCCCAAGCCUGCUCCCGAAACUAACCCUUCUGAAAUCCCUUCAGCUGUCAAUGAAACAAGACAAGAAAGUCCCAAAGAUUCUGUCAACUGCGUAUUUACUGAUAUCAAGAACGCACAGCUUUGGAACGUCUUCAAAAAGGGUGGCGUAAAUACUCUUCCCACUGAGCCGGCUCGAUCAAACACGUCUGAGACAAAUGCUAGUAAAACCGAUUGUGCUAUUCAUAAUGAUUUCGCCAUGAUGGAUGCAUCACCGNUAAAUCUUAACUUACUGGUCUUGUAA